AUGAAGUCAGUUCCUUCGCAGUCUUCCUGGGAGCAUUUGCUGAGCGCCAGCCUUAGAACCAAGUUUGCCUUUCUAGGCCCAGAUCGCACAAGGGGUAAGCAAAGCGUCAAAACAGCACCUCCUGUCGGCGGCAGAGGCGUGGCGGCCAGCGGACCGGCGGACCCCGGGGCAUACCCGCAGUCCAGGUGCACAGGCUCAGGGACCCCACGGCCCCUGAAUGUCGGUACCGUGGGCUCCACUCAGGAGACCACCGAAUCCUUCGGCUUGACCAGGCGGGAGGUCUUCUUCCCAGUCCGCGGAAGCCAGGUCCGGGAGACAGCGGGGCUCUCUGUGCCUCCGACCUACACUCGGCUCAGGGGCCCGAUCCCUGCAAAGCGUCCACUUUGGAAAGAAGUUUCACUUACAGGGAAGACGUGUGUACACAAUGAUGGUCCGUGUGUCCGAUAUGUGAAUGCCAACCAGGACUGCAUCAGUUGGUGGAGUGUGCGCGGUUCCUCCUUGAGGGUGCUUCUGGCAGUCACAGUUCACGAGUUAGCCAAGAUGGCUGGGAGGCGGCGAGCCCCUGCGUCCGGGGCGCGCAUUUCGAACUCCACAGGUCUGUCCUGGAGAGCAGUCCAGACCCGGCCACGGUCAGUGAGGAGGAAGUGCGCCUCCUGCUGGCUGCACUGGUGCAGGACUAUGUGCAGAUGA
Messenger RNA from Piliocolobus tephrosceles (Ugandan red Colobus), 690 nucleotides. RefSeq lists its product as uncharacterized. The record is from RefSeq and is a predicted model, not a curated record. Lineage: Eukaryota; Metazoa; Chordata; Mammalia; Primates; Cercopithecidae. The transcript has 2 exons. Bases 1 to 690 code for a protein of 229 amino acids.